Molecule: messenger RNA, 1602 nt
Organism: Cynara cardunculus var. scolymus (artichoke)
Lineage: Eukaryota; Viridiplantae; Streptophyta; Magnoliopsida; Asterales; Asteraceae
Product: serine/arginine-rich splicing factor SR34A-like
Exons: 13
Coding region: 121-918 (265 amino acids)
Cellular component (GO): ribonucleoprotein complex; nucleus; cytoplasm
Molecular function (GO): mRNA binding
Source: RefSeq, a predicted model, not a curated record
GAAGCAAGCAACUCAAACACCGGGAUUCCGGAGAACGGAAAGCGCCCAAGCCGAUUUUCCGUUGCCGUUAAAUUCAACCAGUUUGUGCUGAUUUACGGAGCUAUCUAUUUGGAACUGAAAAUGAGUGGUUGCUUCUCACGCACAAUCUAUGUUGGAAACCUGCCACUGGAUAUAAGAGAAUGGGAAGUUGAAGAUCUUUUCUAUAAGUAUGGGCGCAUAUUGGACAUAGAAUUGAAGAUUCCACCUCGUCCUCCUUGUUAUUGUUUUGUGGAGUUCGCCAAUGCUCGAGAUGCGGAGGACGCGAUUAGGGGGCGGGAUGGGUAUAAUUUUGAUGGUUGCCGUCUGAGGGUUGAGCUUGCUCAUGGGGGUCGUGGGCAAUCAUCUUCAGGUGAUGGCCGUGGUGACUAUGGGGGUGGCCAUCGCAGUGGCAGCAGCAGUGGACGUUUUGGCAUUUCACAACAUUCUGAGUAUCGAGUUGUCGUUCGAGGUCUGCCAUCAUCUGCUUCGUGGCAGGAUCUUAAGAAAAUAUCUCAGGAUCAUAUGCGUAGGGCUGGUGAUGUAUGUUUUGCUGAAGUUUCCCGUGAUAGCGAGGGGACAUUUGGUCUUGUUGACUAUACCAACUACGAGGACAUGAAAUAUGCUAUAAGGAAGCUUGAUGAUACCGAAUUCAGAAAUCCAUGGACAAAGACGUAUAUUCGGGUAAGGAAGUAUGAUCGUAGCCCUUCUAGGAGUCCAAGUAGGAGCUGCAGCAGGGGCAGGAGCAGCAAAUCCUUGCAGCGAUCGCCAUCAGAAUCUAGAUCGGCAUCUCCUGGGAAGCCGACAAGGUCAAGGUCAAGGCCAAGGUCAAGGUCAAGGUCAAGGUCAAGGUUAAGGUCAAAGUCAAUGUCAGAAUCACCUCGCAAGGUUCGUAGUCCCUGAGCCAACCACAACUUCAUCAGGCUUUUGCAGCCUCUACUCGAAUGGGCAGAAGAUAGAUCAAGAAGGAAUAGAUAGAUACGUUUUAGGAAACUUCUUUUGAGUGUAUUAGAUGUCUGAAAUGUAUCACAAAUAUGACGCAAUACUAGACUUUUGCUCUUAUUUCCCCCCCCCCAAACAAUUUGGUAUCGGGCGUGAGCCGAAUGUCGGUGUGCAUGCACGGUGCCCAACUUUGAGGCAUCAUGGACGUUGUGUCGGCACAAACAAUUUAGUGCAAUGAUUGCUUUAAAUCCAGAGUAGCGUUUACAUGUAACCAUUUAGGUUGUGGCUUACUGGUUAAGACCCAUGGGAUAUAAUGGAAUCUCGUCUUCUCUGGGUUCGAAUCCAGAUGCAGCCAAAGCCUGAGGUUUACGUGGGAUGAUUUCAGUCCAUUCAUGGUAUUAGUUACGUAUAAGUUGGUCUGAAUACAUACGGUUAUAAAAAAAAUUGUAACUUGCUAUUUUCUUACCUAACAGGCAAAGAUUUGCCUCUUAAAACUAGCGUUUUUAAGUCUAAAGAGUCGGCGGAGAAGGGGUAUAUUGUUUUGGUUCAUAAAAUAUGGAAGUUACAUGUUGAUUGUGAUUCUUUUAUGGUCUUUUCAAUAAAUGGGUUUAGUGGGUUUCGGCCCAAGAGGAUUUCUUGGGCUGA